AUGCUCUGGGCUGCCUUGCAGCAAUGGCCAUUCUGGGCCGUUGCUGCAGUCCUGGCCCUGCUCUUGGUGCUGUGCUUUGUUCCCCGGAAAAGGUGCUGUGAGCCAGAGAGCAGUGGCCAGGAGACGAAGUCCAGCAGCAAUGUGGACAAGAGGGCAAAUGAUAAAGAAAACAAUGCUCUGGCAAAGAAAGAAGGAGAAAUCACCUUGGCAAAUGUGGAGAAACACAACAAUGCUGAUGACAGCGGAGAAGGUGGCAGCAAUGCUGGCACAACUGGAAAAGACAAUGUUGGAAGCGAAGGAAUAGAAGGUAGCGAGGAUGCAAAAGCUGGAAAAGGAAACGAUGAUGUGAAUGUAGAGGAAGAUAAGAAGCAUGACGGAAAUGAGGAAGAAGACAGCAAUGCUGUCACAAAUGAGAGAGACAAUGUUGAAAAUGAAGCAGAAGAAGGCACUGAGGAGGCAAAAGCUGGAGAAGGAGGUGAUGAUGUCAACGUGGAGGAAGACACCAAGGAGGCCGGAAAGGAGGCAGAAAGCAGCAAUGCUGUCUCAAAUGAAAAAGACAAUGCUGGAAAUGAGGAAAAAGAAGGCAAUGAGGAUGGAGAUACUGGAAAAGUAAAGGAUGAUGAGAAUGUCGUCAAAGACAACACUGAGGCCAGAAAUGAGGAAGAAGGCGGCAAUGUUGACACAAAUGAAGAAGACAAGGAGGCCAGACAUGGUGGAAAAAAAUGCAGUAAGGGCACAAAUGAGGAAGAAGUGAAUGCCAACACGGAUGUGCAGAAGAACAAUGCUGCUGGCAACGAAGGAGAGAAAUCUGACACAAAUGAAGACAAAGAGUGGGAUUUUGCACGCAAGCUUGAAAGGCUUGUGCAGGAGCACAUGCAAUGGCCUCUCGUGGACCUGGACAGAGGUUGUGCCACGGUAACUCUCCUGAUGGACAACUUCACACGUGCCUUUGGAUAUGGCUCGUCCAAUCACUUCUACCCAGUUCUGCAACAAGCCAUCGGGGUGGGCAAUGCCUUUGAAGGCUGGAGGCCCUGCGCAGAGGGUGCGUUGUACCACGUGCUUGUACCCCUGAGUGCGCCCCCGGGGCACGCCUUCAACCUGGAACCGGACACGGGAGUAAAAAUGCCAGGGAGGAACUUCCGUGUCCGCGUGGACCUGGAGUGCACCUGUGUGAGGGAGCAGCUGGGCGACAAUGCCAUGCUGUGCUUCCUCCACCACUCCAAGGAGGAGCUGAGCAGGAAGCAGGAGCCCAGCCUCCUAGACACCCUCUGCACUGGACCCUACCUGGAUGUGGAGAAAACUGCCCGCUGGCUGUACCAAUUGGUGAGAGCAGACUGGUUGCUUUUGCCUCAGUCCUCCCACAGGCUUAAUUUAAUGUUGCUGCCCUCCAGCCGCUCCUGCAAGAUGCAGCUGAGCAAGGGCAAGGAAAGCUUGGUGGUAGAGGUGCUGUUUGGGGUGCGGCAAGGCGACUCGGACAUCUAUGUGAGCAGUCAGCCCACGGAAGUCCACUUCAUGCCGAGCACAACCUGGCACGAGACCUACGCCGUGGCUGAGGCCAACUUCUUCAGGCACGUGGCCAGGCGGGCGCCGCAGGACAGCUGGCACUGCAAAUGCCUGCAGUUCCUCACCGGCGUUGCAAUGGGCAAAGGCUUUUCUGCCUACGCCUUGAAGACAGUCGUCAUGCACCUCCUGAACACCAGACCCCUGUCACAGUGGAGCAGGAGGGAUUUCAUGAAGCGCUUGGUGGACAUUGUGGACUCCCUGCGCUGCUCCCUGGACAAGAAAUGCCUUGACCACUUUGUCAUAGGCAACCAGAGGGUUCCCGGGGAGAUCAGUUUGCCGCCAGAGCUGCAAAGGGUUGAACCGCCCAACCUGUUCCAGCACCUGGCGUGUGAUCCAGACGCCUACAGAGAGGUGGUGCAGGAGUAUAUUAGGCUGCGACAUCAGCUCAAACAACUGCUUCUUGCAGCCGUGAAGGCCAGUGCUAAGAGACAGAGAUGAGCUGCUGGGGGCUCACGCCUGAAGACAGGCUCUGUAUAUAAAAGGAGUAGUCCAUGUUUAAGUAUUUAAUAGGUAGAUAGUGCACUUAA
Corvus hawaiiensis (hawaiian crow) is the source of this 2090-nucleotide messenger RNA. RefSeq names its product inositol 1,4,5-trisphosphate receptor-interacting protein-like 1. Gene Ontology annotation, cellular component: membrane. Bases 1 to 2001 code for a protein of 666 amino acids. The transcript has a single exon. NCBI's taxonomy places the organism in Eukaryota, Metazoa, Chordata, Aves, Passeriformes, Corvidae. The record is from RefSeq and is a predicted model, not a curated record.